GAGGUCGCCGCGUUCCCUCAACCCCUCAGGCUGCGUUCCAUCGCCUCCCUAGCCUCUGUCCUCCGCCAUGCGGGUUCUGCGGACCGGUCUGACCCUGGCGCUGGGCGCGGGGCUAGGAGCAGCCGCAGAGGGCUGGCGGCAGCGGCGGCGGCAGGCAGACGCGCAGGCGGCGCCGCGGCUCCUGGGCCGGCAAUAAAAGCUGCCCGUGGCGGCGGCGGCUGAGCUCCCCGCCUUGUCUACGGGUCCGGCGGGCGGCGGCCCGGGCGAGCUGGCCAAGUACGGGCUGCCCGGGCUGGCGCAGCUCAAGAGUCGCGAGUCGUACGUGCUGUGCUACGACCCACGCACCCGCAGCGCCCUUUGGGUGGUCGAGCAGCUGCGGCCGGAGCGGCUCCGCGGCGACGGCGACCGCCGCUCUUGUGACUUCCGUGAGGACGACUCGGUGCACGUGUACCACCGCGCCACCAAUGCCGACUAUCGCGGGAGCGGCUUCGACCGCGGCCACCUCGCUGCAGCCGCCAACCACCGCUGGAGCCAGAAAGCUAUGGAUGACACCUUCUACCUGAGCAACGUCGCGCCCCAGGUGCCCCACCUCAACCAGAAUGCCUGGAACAACCUAGAGAAGUACAGCCGCAGCUUGACGCUUACCUACCAAAAUGUCUAUGUCUGCACGGGGCCGCUCUUCCUGCCCAGGACGGAGGCUGAUGGGAAGUCCUACGUGAAGUACCAGGUAAUUGGCAAGAACCAUGUGGCGGUGCCCACACACUUCUUCAAGGUGCUGAUCCUGGAGGCAGCUGGUGGGCAAAUCGAGCUCCGUUCCUACAUGAUGCCCAAUGUACCUGUAGAUGAGGCAAUCCCACUGGAGCGCUUCCUGGUGCCCAUUGAGAGCAUCGAGCGGGCCUCAGGGCUGCUCUUUGUGCCAAACAUUUUGGCGCGGGCAGGCAGCCUCAAGGCCAUCACUGCUGGCAGCAAGUGAGGGCGGUGGCCCAGUGAGACUGGGGGUUUAUGGGGCUGGGUCACAUUAAACGUCGUUAUUUUUAGAGACAAGUCUUGGCUGCAUCUGUUCCAGGUGACCCAUAGGAACCCCUGGCUUCACUGCGGCUUCUCUG
Molecule: messenger RNA, 1106 nt
Organism: Trichechus manatus latirostris (Florida manatee)
Lineage: Eukaryota; Metazoa; Chordata; Mammalia; Sirenia; Trichechidae
Gene: ENDOG
Product: endonuclease G
Exons: 3
Biological process (GO): apoptotic DNA fragmentation
Cellular component (GO): mitochondrial inner membrane; nucleus
Molecular function (GO): nucleic acid binding; metal ion binding; single-stranded DNA endonuclease activity
Source: RefSeq, a predicted model, not a curated record